CGAAGAAUUAGUUGCAAAGCGGCUUUCUUGCGGGGAACGUCGAGCGAUUCGAGGGACGGAAAACCGAAACGAACCGAAGAAGAUUGCCACGCGAAAAGAAAAAUUGGUGCUAAGACCCCCGCUAAAAAAAAACAAAUAACAGCGCCAUCAAAACCGCAAAAGAAAAGUGCACAAAACCGACGCAUAAAAAGAUACAAAGUUCCUAUUUAAGUGCCGGCCACUUAACACCGUCGAAUUAAAGCGAUCAAAUCAAGCGGAUCCAAGAUGCUCACCAGACAGCCCGACUACACCAUCUCCGAACUGGGCCAUCCCAUCCACCAGUGGUCGGAUUCGACCACGUGCGAGUCCCUCAAGAAGCUGGACUACAGAAAGAUGCCCAGUUCCCCGCCAUCACCUCAUCGUCUGCUCCCGCUGAGGGAAACCCUGGACGAUUGUUUCAAGCGGUUGACGAUGAGGAGCCGAGAAGAUUUCGAAGAGGAUCCCGUGUACCAGCAGAAACUGCGGAAGAAUCAGUGGAAUGAACAGCAGCGAAAGCGCAGCAAUCAAAAAUGUCGAGAUAAAGACGAGUCCAGAGCCACAACGACGACGACGACGAUAGCGGCGACCUGCGAUUUAAACAAUUUCUGAGAUUAGAAGGAGGAGGAAGAAUAUCUAUGGGGGAAGCAACCUAAGCGGACUGACUAAAAGUGCUAAAAUAAAACACCUUUUGCCUAGAUCAUUAAGUACAUUAAAUGUUAAGUAAAGGAAAAGCUAUAACACUUAA
Molecule: messenger RNA, 763 nt
Organism: Drosophila yakuba
Lineage: Eukaryota; Metazoa; Arthropoda; Insecta; Diptera; Drosophilidae
Exons: 3
Coding region: 265-627 (120 amino acids)
Source: RefSeq, a predicted model, not a curated record